Molecule: messenger RNA, 1929 nt
Organism: Tarenaya hassleriana
Lineage: Eukaryota; Viridiplantae; Streptophyta; Magnoliopsida; Brassicales; Cleomaceae
Exons: 2
Coding region: 742-1692 (316 amino acids)
Cellular component (GO): membrane
Source: RefSeq, a predicted model, not a curated record
CAACAAAAAUUAAAAGGGCGUUUGGACAAAAUACUUAUGUGUCGGCUCCUCAUUCGCUGAGCUGUGAAUUUUCGGACGGCUCCUCCUCCCCCCAGCCCCAAAUUCGUCAUUUAUCACUCUCUGUUUUCUUCCUCUUUGUUUUUUUUUAUUUUUUAUUUUUUGUCGGACCUCUCUCUCUCUCUCUCUCUCCAAACAUGUUCUGCUGCGCCCAACUCCAACUCUCUCCUAGACUCCAAUGGUGUCUGGAGAAUUAUCACUGAGCAUCCGCCAUUACUGAGAGAUUAUUAUCUUCUGGGUUUUUUUCUUUUUCUUUUUCCUUUUCUCUCCUCCUCUUAUUCCUCCAUCCAAUUCCGACACUCCCUCUAGAUUCUCAUCUCACAAGUCCGUUCCUUUCCCUAGAUUCCGAUCUAUCCACCGCCCCAUCUAAGUUCAUCUUCUCUGCGCAACCAAUCGUGUCGGUUCAGUUGCCCUCGCGUUUCUCCAUCUGCUAGGGUUUCUGCAUUCUGCAAUUGUAUCUUGCGCCAUUUCUCUCCGUUGCUUGGUCAGCCAUUCGAAAAUGCUGCUCCUUUAGGACAAACCCAUCUCAGGAUUCGCUCCAAGAUUCCGGCUUUUGUGGGUUACCCUCCUGUUUUCGCGAGCCUAAUCUACCUCAUCGAAAUCGAUCCCUGGUUUAUAUUUUGGGGGUCGUCCUGGUUUGAGUUGCAUUCGGCUGAAGGUCGACAGCUUUGGAAAGCAGCAUCCAUGGGGCUUCUUCUUCUUCGAAGUCUCACGAUUCUGAUGUGCUUCUCUUGGCUACCUGAUCUCGGAGCUCAAUCUGGAAAUGGAUCAUUAGAUUCUCUUCUUCAAGAAUAUUCUUUCAGGGGGUUUGGUACGCGACCAAAGACGGGCACUCCCUAUGAUGGGCAUAUCCCCUCUAACAUGAUUGGGAUUGAGGUUGCAGCUCUAAGGCUUAGAAGUGGAAGUCUAAGGAGGAAAGGGUAUGCAAAGUACAGGGAGUUUUCGAUUCCAGAAGGAGUUACUGUAACGCCUUACGUUGAGAGGCUUGUUUUGGUUUAUCAGAACUUGGGCAACUGGUCAGAGUUCUAUUAUCCAUUGACAGGCUAUUCUUACUUGGCUCCAGUAGUAGGGCUCCUUGCUUAUGAUGCUCAGAACUUAUCAGCUACGGGCUUGCCUGAAUUGGACAUAAGGGCGUCUGAAGAUCCCAUAUCCAUUUCCUUUUCCAACGUUAGGCCAGAACCAGACAGGUUUUCGGCUAAGUGUGUGCGGUUUGGUCCUAAGGGUCUGAUCAACUUCAGCAGCAUGUCAUCGGGGAACGUAUGCGUGACAACUCAGCCGGGUCAUUUCUCCAUAGUGGCAGAGUCUAAAGCUCCUUCUCCUCUUCCUGUUACACCCACUGCUCCUCCUCCUCCGAUGCCGAGUCCUCCUUCCCCUGACAAGAAGAAAAAGAAUGAAUCUAAAACCAGGGCAUGGAUUAUAGCGGGAUCGGUGGUGGGGGGAGUAAUAGUGCUGGGGCUGUUGUCAUUGCUAGCACUGUGUGGGCACAAGUACAAGCAGAGGAAGGAAAUGAAGAGAAUAGAGAUGGCUGCAGAGGCAGGAGAGCCUCUGAACAUGGUUUCGGUUGGGGAUACGAGAGCACCAGCAGCCACAGUGACUCGAACUCAACCCGUCCUGGAGAACGAAUACAUGAUGUGACUUGUAAUAUACGAGAGCUCCAGACCAAGAUUUGGCUGCCAUGAAUGAAACAUGGGACUAGGAAUAGGGUUUUUCUUGUGUUGGUUUUAUGUUUAUUAUGAUCCUCAGUUGGUUGUUGUUGUUGUACGUGUCUGGUUUUUUGGGACAGAGAUGUGUCCAUAGAAUACAUUCCUCAUUCAUUGACAAGGAAUAAUGAUAACUGGUGACAAUAAGAUCUUUUCCCUUUGUUUUUGGAUU